GGUACAGUCUAAUGGCGUAAUUAUCUUACUGCCUCGCGCUGAGUUAACUAUGUGCGCAAACAACGCAUUGUGCAUAUUUAGAGCUCGUCUGCCAGGCGAGAGGAAUUUCCCAGAAUGCAUUUGUCAUUACCUAAGAAGUACACGACUGUGUCGCUCUUUGACAAAUGCACUGCUCUCCCCGCGGUCUCCCUUCACUCUCUAGUCUGCUGUUCUACUGGGUUUUAACGCUAUUUCUGCUCUCUGCCUGAGUGAUAGGAGGGUGUUUUAGCAGGCGGCUCCUGUCUCGCCGCUGUUUCUGUUCUCCCAGUAGCAUCGGCCGCAGCCAUGUCCGGGUUCAAUCUACUGCAUCUGGUCAGCAAAGGCCAACCUGUAAAACUCAAGGCCUGCGGGCUCCCUUCAGGAACGUGCCGAAGUAAGAAGACAUGGCCCAAGACGUUCCCAGAGGAGGAGCUGAGGAAGCGACUGACCCCAAUGCAGUACCAUGUAACUCAGGAAAAGGGCACAGAGAGUGCUUUCACAGGAAAAUAUACAGAUAAUAAAGAGGAAGGAAUCUACCAAUGUGUCGUUUGCGGUGCCCCUCUUUUCACGUCUGACAAGAAGUUUGACUCUGGAUCAGGAUGGCCGUCCUUUUUUGAUUUGAUCAAUAAGGACUCUGUUACACUAACUGAUGACUUUUCGUACGGAAUGCACAGAGUGGAGACAACCUGCAGUCAGUGUGGUGCUCACCUGGGCCACUUUUUUGAUGAUGGACCUCGACCAACAAAGAAACGCUACUGCAUAAACUCUGCUUCUCUCAAUUUCCGGGCAAAAGACAGUCCUUCUGAGGAGGUGGAAGCAUCCGGAGGAGCAGGUCAAUCACCACCUUCUAGUAAGAAUGAAGAACUUUAAUAGGACUUAAAAAAGACCAAUCGGAUGUCAUGCUACUCCUAAGUUACUCCUGAACUAUCAGUUCCAAAUCAAGUGAGCCGUGCAAUCAGACAAGUAUAUGUUUAGCAAUAUCAUCUAUAUCAGAAUCGCAAUAUGAAAAAUCAAUGUCCAGAUAACAGAUUAGAAUGGCCUUAUGUUUGCUCCUCAACUUCUUCACUUGAAUUUUAUGUCAGUUGAAGAGCUCACAUUGCUUCAAAGAGGUUUACUCGGCUAAACUGUUUUUGAACACUUGGUGGUAAUUUUCAAUCAGGUACAAAAGUUUGAGACUGCUUUGGAAAUCUGGGAUUUUUCUUUCAUUUAUUUUUAUUUCAUUUUCGCAAACUUCCUGGUGUCAUUAAAACAAAACAAGGACAAACCAAACAUAAACAUUAUUUCUCAUAUUCUUUUUUGUCAAUUCAGAUUUUAAUUCCGAUUUGUUUUUCUGAUGAUAUCAUUUGUAAUGGAAAAAAGAACUAGUGGUCUCUGACUUGUUGGACCCCAUUGUCAAUUGAAAGUCCAGUGAUUGGAAAUGAAAUAUAUAUGUAUACUUUCUCAGAGUGCAGUGUUGUUUUUGAAGUGACAUGUGAUACAGGGAGGUCAAGAAGUUUGAGGAAAAUGCUAUGCAAGUGCUCCUGUGAGCAGUAAAAUAAGCACAGAGUGGAGAACAAAGCAUUCUUUGAAAUAAAAUGGAACAGAUGACAAAUGUUUAGUCUGAACACAAAUGUAGCCUGACUUUUAAGGGUGCUUUUUUGGUCUCUCUGCUUGCAGUGCCUAUUUUUGUCCCGAGAUAACAUAUAUAUAUAUAUAUAUAUGGAUUGACUUUGAUAGAAUUUUAAUUAAUAUUGACCAGUGUGAUUAAAGAGAUAUUAAGAAU
Molecule: messenger RNA, 1780 nt
Organism: Carassius auratus (goldfish)
Lineage: Eukaryota; Metazoa; Chordata; Actinopteri; Cypriniformes; Cyprinidae
Product: methionine-R-sulfoxide reductase B3, mitochondrial-like
Exons: 7
Coding region: 325-888 (187 amino acids)
Biological process (GO): protein repair; response to oxidative stress
Cellular component (GO): cytoplasm
Molecular function (GO): peptide-methionine (R)-S-oxide reductase activity
Source: RefSeq, a predicted model, not a curated record